This is a messenger RNA of Ochotona curzoniae (black-lipped pika), 804 nucleotides long. RefSeq names its product methionine-R-sulfoxide reductase B1-like. The record is from RefSeq and is a predicted model, not a curated record. NCBI's taxonomy places the organism in Eukaryota, Metazoa, Chordata, Mammalia, Lagomorpha, Ochotonidae. The transcript is spliced from 4 exons. Gene Ontology annotation, molecular function: peptide-methionine (R)-S-oxide reductase activity.
GGCCGGCGACGCUAUGGCGUUCUGCAGCUUCUUUGGGGGCGAGGUCUUCCAGAACCACUUUGAGCCAGGCAUAUACGUGUGCACCAAGUGUGGCUACGAGCUCUUCUCCAGCCGCUCCAAGUACGCUCACUCGUCCCCGUGGCCUGCGUUCACCGAGACCAUUCAUGCCGACAGCGUGACCAAGUGUCCCGAGGACAACCGGCCUGGAGCUCUCAAGGUGUCCUGUGGCAAGUGUGGCCACCGGCUCGGCCAUGAGUUCCUCAAUGAUGGCCCGAAGCCAGGGCAGUCACGCUUCUGAAUCUUCAGCAACACACUCAAGUUUGUCCCUAAAGGUGGGGACACUCUUGCUUCCCAAGAACAGUAGGCGGUUGCCACGCCCCCUUCUGUGUCCAUGCUUGGCUCCCCGGCCAGGAGGAUCACCUUGGAAAGGUGGCUUGUCUGCCUGGCUGGGCCCGGGGUGUGCACAGCUGUCUCAGGCCCCUCCUGGACCUGCCCAGAGGGGUCCACUCCCCUCACCGCCACUGCCCCUGCCCUCGUCACUGCAUGAUCUGCUCUGGCCAAACGCUUCUAGGCCAGCCAGAGUGGUGAUGUCUGUGACCUGUUGGGAGCAGCCCUCAGACCCUCCGUCUUGCAUCAGGCGUGCAGGCUCCGUGAGCACUCGGUGAAGCAGCUGAGACUCUGUGGCCAGACCUGCACAGCUCCUGCCCACACACCUGUCCCUCCCCAGCACCCAGCCAUACGCUCGCGAGCCCUCGCUGGCCAGGGUGCGUGUGUGUCCGUGUGUGGAAAGAGUAAAGCAGAAGC